Messenger RNA from Owenia fusiformis, 4029 nucleotides. The record is from the annotation of a GenBank genome assembly. Lineage: Eukaryota; Metazoa; Annelida; Polychaeta; Sabellida; Oweniidae.
AAUAGUUACCAUAGUUAGGAAAACUAGAACAAAUUGUUUUCAGUUCGCUUGAGUUAUAGACGGUCAACUUGAAUAUUAUUCACUACUAUAGGGAUUUACAUCAAUUCAAACAUAAGAAGCUAAGUAUAUGCAUACUUUGACACAAAGACCUACAGGCAACAUUCUACUGCUGAUCAUUUGACCCUGCGUAAAAACUUUUCAAUACGCUUUGUUCCACAUACAGAGGUGAUACAGCAAAGAAUAUGGAGAAUGACAGGAACAUUGUACAAAACGUGGUAAGUUUUAAAGAUAGUGAUUUUGGAAGCAUUGUACUGAUAGAGAGUCGGUUUAUAGAGGUAACCCCAUCGGGUGAUGCCAUCAGGGUGUUAUACGCAGGAUUGACGCUAGACACCCUCAUACUCGUGAAGCAUAAUCCUAAACGAAUCUUGGACUACAUGAACGAUAGACUCGAUAAAAACGACAGCCGUUUUGACUCAGAUAUCAAUGAUUAUGAAAUAGAUAGGAUACUUCCUUUGGAAAAUAUGAAUAUUGAAAUACAAUGCCCGAUGCUAAGAAAAAUACGGCUUGAAUUAAAAAACGGCGAGAUGAUUUAUUUAGAACUAAGCGUGAGAAACUUUAAAGACAUUUGGCACGAAUGGGUGGAUCAAAUAAAGAUAUGCAAUUCUAGGAUCAACUUAACUAGUGUACAUAACGUAAGUAACUCUUCGGGGGACGAGGUUAUAAGUGAUGCUAUGGAAUCUAUUGAAGAUCACAGGACAAAGGAACGCACUGAAAAUAUUGUUGAUCAAGAAAAAGCUAAUGUAGCACUGAAGCGAGCGGGUGUAAACGCUAGGACUCUAAGUCUGAACAACUUGAUACAACUUGAUCAAUCCGACGACACAACAGCUAGCAUGGUUAGUGAAUGUGACGCUCGAGUUGGUGUUGUCAAUGCGGCAUUCUCAAUGGAUGAACAUCUAGAUAGCAACGGUGAUAAAGUGGAAGCAAACUUAAACCAAGAUGGCCAUGUACCAAAUCUUUCUCCGAUAAGACGUGCAUCAAUAGCAAUACAGAAUACACUCAGCCGAAUAUUUUCGUCUUCGCACGCAUGGUAUGACAUUCGUGAGAAGGAGCAAAUCACCGAUGCAACUUCAGUUGAUAAUAUAUCAGGAAAUAAAAUUCAAAAUGACGUCACUGAUAUUAAUUCGAUUAUUGGAUUAGAAACCAAUAGUGAUAGCUCUUCAAUUAAAUCGAAAGAUACACAUAAACCCGGAACCUUAUCUAACCACAACGAAAAACACUUGACUUCAGUGAACUCAAUUAAACAUAAAGCUCUUUCGAUUAAUGAACAACCAGCGACAUGCCAAAACAAUGCCACGUGGAUUAAACAAACUAUUGAGAAAGAAGGAAAUAAUACUUGGAAUGGUAAUGCAACAUCGAUACAAAGACUACAGACUAAUUUCUCAGAGAGGUCGAUUGUUAUGGCAGGACGAAAAAUGAGUUUGUUCGCAGGUGACUUGCUAGGUCUCCAUCACCAGGCGGGUAUAUUUACAAACAGUUCAGCAGGUCAUAGGUCAUCGCUCUCAGCAAUAUAUGACAACCCUUUAGAAUUGUCAUUUUAUAGCACAGCUUCGCCGGAAUUUCUUCAUCCUUUAGAAACCAGGCAGAACAUGAGGGCAACAUCCCUGCCAUCUAUUCUACAACAUAACGUCGCAUUAUUGAACGAAGGCCGUGGUCUGUUUCGAAAAACUAAUGACAAUACAGAGAUGGGGUUUCAUACAAAAGGGUCGUUUGAAAGGAAGAUUAAAGAGGCAAGGUCAAGCUUAGGGAAAACUGAUUUAGAAUUUGCCAGUUAUCAAAAUUCGAAGUAUUCGCGUCCAUCUUUGAGCAUAGAACGGACGUGCAGUUCUUCUAGCAUAGAGAGCAUUGACGAGGUGGUAGAGAACUUCAAGAAAACAGAACCAAAACAAAAGAGACGCAUCUUGGGUAGUAUGCGUAAAUAUGGCAAGGCAGACAGUAAAGUUGAUUUAAUGAUGGAUGAACCUGAUUAUGGAAUAGAUAUGGAAUCUCAAAUAGACCAUAUGAUGAGCAGAAAGAGAAGGUUUCAUCUUGAUAUAUCGUGUUGUCGUCGUAGAAAGUCAAAUCCUCCGGAUAUGGUGCUACUUCAGCGGCGGAGAGGAGGGGUAACUAACAUAGAAUUUGCCAAAUGCAAACCUGCAAAGAAAAGAACGCAUAAAUCGUUGGUUUUUAAACGUAAGCAGGUUGCUGGUGAGAGCUUGGUAGAACAUGUCAGAGAUGUCGACCCUGUGAUCUUAGCACAAGAGAUGAGUCUUAUAGACAAAGAAAUGUUUGUUCACGUCGAGGAUGUGGAAUUCAUUGAUUGUGCCUGGACCAAAAAAGACAAGUACACCAAGUCCCCCAACAUUAUGGCGAUGAUAGACUUUUUCGAGAGAGUUGCAAAUCUGGUGUGUACAGAGAUCUUGAGCGAAGAGACUCCUCAACAGCGCGCCUCGGUGAUGGCACAAUGGAUAACCGUUGCACAACGGCUAUUGAAGAUGUCCAACUUUAACUCACUUCAAGCCGUACUGGGGGGUCUUCAGCUGCAUCCGGUAUUCAGACUUCAGGACACCUGGGAGAUACUGGAGAAUAAAUUCAGUAACAAAUAUAAGAGUUACCGUGAGGCACUUGAAACUGCCAUUAGUCGUCCACCCGCCAUGCCAUUCCUCGGUGUUCUCCUUCAAACUGUCCUUACAUCACAGGCCAUGCAAGCCAUGAGGGCCAAGCAUAAUGAUGCUGACACGGAGAGACAAGAAGACAGCCCUUUGAUAUCUGGUAAUAAAAGUCGACGUUCUUGCAGCUUCGAGAAGAAAAACAACAAAAUAACUAAUAGGAAUAUUGUUGAGAAUAAAGUACCUCCACAGCUAGAUCUCGUAUCUUCAUGUGUCGUUCAUACUUCAAAUCAAAAUGACGACAUGGGUCAUGUGAGUUUAGAUUCCUCUCUAGAGAUGCAAUGUUGUGACGUUCUAGACUAUGAUGUUGAAGAACAAAACGUUGAAAGUGAAGACAUGGUUUUAGACUCUGUUGAAUUUACGCAAGCAACGCCAUAUCAUGAAACAAAUAAGGCAAAACGUCUGAUAAAAAAGAGCAAUGAGACGUUGCAUAAUAUUCUACAGGUGAAUCGCACUACUCACACUGUUAGUAAAUUGUCUAACCCUCAGUUCACCCCUGAUGACAACGAAAAGAAAAGAUCAAGUGAAAAUAAAGAAUGUUCAUGUGUAGCUGGAAAUGACACUAGUUCAAAUAGAUUUAGACGUCACGUUUUGUUUAAAGAGGAAGAGAAACAAAAUCAGGGAUUGAUGAGAUAUGUUGAUCCUAAGGAGCUACUGUUUCAAUAUCAAAUGUCAUCUAUUCAUUACAAUUUCACAACUGAAAGGAAUAUAAGAGAUUUUCUACUGCGGGCAAGUUAUAACACCAAUGAAGAGAACUACCACCUGUCGUGUUCAUUGGAGCCUCCGAGAAAGUGCUAACGAAUCUCAUUGCGUACAUUAAGUUCAGGGAUGACUUAAAUGCUCAAAUAUACAUGCAUGAGACACUUCACUGCCAAGCUUAAGUGAACACUGUAUCUGCUAGCGCGCAUGCGCUUGUCGCUGCGCUUAUCAUGUACGUUAUAUCAAAACUCGAGUAUAUUUACUGAAUAUUGCGAUAACAAAGACACACUGUUUUUUGGUUUUUAGAUAUCAGAAUAUCAAAACAGAAAAAUCUAAAAUAUUUGUUGUGAAAAAAACCUGAACUAAAUGGUUCUAAUCAGACAAGAUUCGAGUCAAGGUUAUGAUUGAAUCAAAUAGCCUGGAUGCGAGUAGAAAUAAUCUUGAUUUACGUCAUUAAAAAUUUAAAAUUCAGUCAAACUGAUGUCAUAUUUGGAAUCUAUGUACAAUUGCAUCGAGAAAUGUGGUUUAGAAAAGAGUUUAUCAACUUUGAAAAUUUAAUCUUUGAAAAUGUGACUUAGGUCGGGGAUUUUCCAAAUAUAGACCCCAUGUUGUAAAAUCAUAAAAA